Messenger RNA from Apis florea (little honeybee), 2499 nucleotides. RefSeq names its product cuticular protein 11 (gene CPR11). The record is from RefSeq and is a predicted model, not a curated record. Gene Ontology annotation, cellular component: extracellular matrix. Lineage: Eukaryota; Metazoa; Arthropoda; Insecta; Hymenoptera; Apidae.
AGAGAGAGAGAGAGAGAGGGACGAAUUGGUUGGGCGAAGAAAGAGAAGAGUGUUUGACUUUCCAUCGAAUCGAUAGAUUACAAUUCAACCAGGAAUGAAUGUAUCAUGCGAGCGAGCGGCACGCGGAAAUGCAAUAAAUUCAACAAUAAACUGUAUCGCCACACUGGGAUGCGGCUAUUCAGGCGACAUAUUGACACUCGUUCGCUCUAUCGUCGAAAACGCGCAAUUUAUUGCUCAUUAAUCUUGACGGUCUAAUUUACAGUUACAGAUCGUACAUAUGAUAGGGACGGUUUCUUUAAUGGAAUCGAGCGGAACCCGACAUGGGAAUAAUUGUAGCCCUAUUACUCCCGAAUUAUCGCUAGAUAUUCACCCUGAUUAAAACUGCUAAAGCAUCGUUUCGCGCGUAUACAAGCAUAUCUCGAUAAUUUCGGAUGAAUGAAAUUAAAAUCCUCCAUUCGUAUAUAUCUAUAGGAUACUUUGUUGUUGCGACAGAUUUCGAAACCCUAAACUUCUCGGUUCCAAUCGAUUUUUGUCAACGAUUUUACGUGCAAUAUUACCGAUCAAUAGGCUCGGCGAAAAUUAGACCCAGUUCCGACGAAGAAGUUUGAAACGAAGUUGAAACGUUCGGUCGACCGAGCACCACCGCCUCUCUCUCACCACCUGCUCUCGAAAUCGGUGACAAGCAAUGACGGACAAAUUAAUGCUUUAACGAGCAUUGUUCGGUGGAACGCUGUUAUAAAAUAGGAUUCUCGCGAUCCGGCACAACAGUCCAUCGGCGAUCCUUGGCGAAAGAAGAGAUGGAGUCGGCGAAGGUAAGGAAGAACCGAGGAUCCAGUUAUUUUUCUCGAAAGUAUUGGACCUCUCCGUGAAAGGCGGUGUCGAAAGACUGGUUGGUUUGAUCGAUACGAGAUUCGUCAAGAAACAAUUAAACGAGGAUUACAACCCUCGUGGAAAACCGUUCGCACGUUUCGAGGAAAACGGGAGAGCGUGCACGAUCGAUCGUUCCAAUUUCGUGUCUCACGUGUUAUUGAUUAAAGAGGUGUGGGGUGGCCCACCUUCCCUAAAACGGAUCCGUGACAAAGUAUUACAAAGUCGUAAUCGUAAAGCAAGAAGGGAGUGUGCUCGAGAGAUCUUUAUGCGAUCGGGCAAAGCGAUCCCCCUAACGUUCCGUUCUAACGACAAAGAAUAAUGGUCGUCCUGCAAUUUCAACUCGAAGCCAACCCCGAGUCAACCCCACCGUCCAUGAUUGAAAUUUCUAUCGGCCCACUCCAUCCUUCGUUUCGAUUAAUUCUCGCGAAUAUAUUAAUUAUCGCGUUCCAUUAUAAGAUUCUUCUCUUAUUUUUCUCCUUUUUUUUUAUUAUUCGAUUUCAGAACCUGCUUGUUUGUGCUGCUGUCUUGCUGCUCGUCCUCGUGAUUGACGCGCAACCAACCAGCUAUCAGGAAUUGGACAACGAAGAUGCUGGCAGUGAACACGGACACGGAGGAGGUGGUGGUCACGCUCAUUCCUUCCAUCACUUCUCUGGGCCAGUGGUGGGCCAUCACGAAGAGAUCACCUGGAAGGACAAACACGGGCACCUUCAUCACGACUACAGGGCCCAUCCCAAAUACAAGUUCGCGUAUGGCGUGGAUGACAAACACACGAAGGAUCACCAUGGGCAGAAAGAGCAUCGAGAUGGAAAAGAAGUCGAAGGGGAGUAUCAUCUUCACGAGCCUGGGGGCAACGUGAGAAGCGUUAAAUACCAUUCGGAUCCUCAUGGAGGUUUCUUCGCGGAAGUUCACAAUUAUGGAGGAAAUGAUCAUUCAGGUGGCACUUACGGUGGACAUAAACACAGAUAAACGACAAAACGUUUAUUUGCUUCGAGAUUAUUGUUCUAUCCGAUUUAUAUCGUUGUUGAACUCGUAUGUUUUAUAAUUAGAUCGAAGUUAUUGUUUUUAUUGUUGUUGUUGUUGUUGUUAAAAAUAAAGCAGCAUAUAUCGGAAAGCCAAUAAAAUUUGAUUUGAUUAACUGACAAACACCGAUAAAAAAAAUAUAUUAAAAUUCAAAACAAAGAGUUAAAAUCGAAUGUUCUCCGUUGAUCUAUUUUAUUAAUUUCAAAUAAACUUCGAUAAAUUUAGAAUCAAAUUUGCGCGAUGAAUAACGUCUCGAUCCUACACAACUUUUUACGAUCUCUAAAUUCUUCACGAAAAUUGGAACAACAAUAAAGAAAGAUUUUCUCCUUCGUGUAAUUAAAACGUUUUCGAAUACUCUCUUUGUUGCGAGAAAUUUUUCUUCCAAAGUUCAAAUUUCGAAUGAAUUUUUCGUAAGGUGAGACGGGGGCAAGUUUUAUAAUUAAUUAACUAAAUUUAUCCACAGCGAGUUAUCGCGAAGUUUCUUUUUGCCGAGCAUCGUUAAAAAUGGAGGAUUCGCGUUAUAACGACGAUAAAAUUUCACGAGCAGCUCGUUCCUCGAGAAUAUAAACGCAUAAUUCCGCCUCCAAAGCCAAGAUACACGUUAAAACU